AUUAACUUUCCUCUUUUGGCAUUUAAUGUUAAUAAGGUGUACCCCUUUUGGUUUUAUUAUUAUUUUUUUGUGGGUCCCAUAGACUUUUCUUUUUCAUUUUUCAAAACCAAAGUGAACCAAUACAGUAACAAACUUAAUUUGAUUUUCUCUAGGAUCGGUAAGGACCUGCCGCCUCAAUCGUUUUCCCUGUUCCUUUUCCCAAUGAAAUUCUAACAAAUUCUUUUCUAACUUUCCAAGGAUUACAGAAUGUACACGUCUUUCAGCGCUAUAAAUACCCAUGAAUUUUAUCAUUAUUUCAACACAAUUGUGAAGCUUCUCCUGCCUGCAGCAUUGUGUCUAACUGGGAUCAAAGGCAAGAUUGCAGUAAUGGUUCACUUUAAGAACUAUACCUCUCUAUCUUCCAACAACAAGUAUCUUUUUAUUGAGGCUGAUGAUGGUACAAUUUUAUCCAAGCUAUUGACCUAUACUCCACUGGUCAGUAAGUGUGCAGAUCCAUGGCCGUCUUUGGUAAAUACCCUUCAUAUGCCGAACUGGACUUUCGAACAUGACCUUGGUUCUAAUCGAUCCGUUAAAGUAUGGACUCUUCAGGCUCCAAACCAACGUCCAUUGAAUGUUGCGAGCACCCUUCCUUGCCUAGGGCAUCGAAUACUUCAGGGAGAUAUACGUUGGGGAAGUGCCAUGGAGAUAGAAGGUGAAUUUCGUCAUAUUCAAGGAUAUUGGGAAUGGGCUGAAGAUGUUUUGUAUAGAAGCCAACAAACUCUGAAAGCAGCAAAAGUAUAUGAUGUUGUUUAUGCUUCUUUAUUUACCUACGAUCGAAGUUCAAACAUAUUGCAAGCCUUUGUUGAAGCAUGGUGUUCAAGGACAAAUACGUUUCUAACAUCGAUUGGAGAGCUCUCUAUAUCCCUUCGAGAUUUACAUGAAAUUGGGGGCUUACCUAUCAGAGGUCUUCCUUAUGAAGAAGUAGUACUUGAAUUCAAAGAUCUCAACGGUGUCGAUAAUAAGAAUGAGAGAUUCAUCCCCUGUACCUGCGAGUUUUUAUUUUUAGCCUUUCAGCGUCUUCAAGAAGGAGAGUCCCAUAAUUCGAGAGUUACUCUUUGCAAGUGGAUAAAGUUUUUUUGCAAAAGAGUCUUAAGAUAUGAGGCGGAUCCAGUGAGGAAGGAGAAAAAAUCCAUUCGCUUGAAGUCAACACAUAACCCAACUGGAACUAUUCCUAGCGCAGCAAAGUGGUCAAGUGCAGAUGAUGUGACAUUUUCUACACUUAGAGUAGGGUAUGGACAUAGGGUUGAUACAUAUUUGGCAGCAUUUUUAUCAUGUUGGUUAUGCUCCUUUGUGUUUCCUUCUAAGGAUGGAGAUUUCAUUCGUCCGGGAACUUUUAGAAUUGCGGCUAUGAUAGCCAAUAGCAAACUUUUGGUCUUUUCGUUCCUGUCUUGUCAAAUAUUUAUAAUGGUUUAAACAGGAUUACCAAAGGUUCGCAACUUGAGCACAUCAAAAUACUCUUUCCAAUCCAUUAUGUGUAUGGUUGGCUUGCUUACUAUUUUAAGACACAUUUUUCUCUUCCUAAUGGGCUAUCCGUUCCACUAAUGGUAGCAUAUUCUGGAGAAGGUGCUGGAAGAUAUUUUGAUGAAGAGCAUGCCAGAAAGCGUAUCUAUCAAGGAGAUAAUAUUUCUUGGACUUCUACCAUGCCGAACAAGUCCAAUAUUCGCUAUUUUGUGGAUAAUGAUAAAGAAGCUGAUUCAGAGAUAAGUUACUUCAUGAGCCUUUGUUUAACUUUCUCCUUUUCAGGUACGAAGACUCAUUCAUCCUUGAUCCAUAUAGCCCGCAUCGAUUUAGCCGUCAGUUUGGAUUUUAUCAGCGCCUCCCAGGUAGCUUAGCAAAUGAUAUUCGCAGUGCAUCACUUGAUGAAGCGCUCAGAUUUUAUUGCAUCUGUGUGUUGCAUGGAUCCAUGGCAAAGGCUACUUUUCCUAUGGCCAUACCUAAUGCGCGAAAGCAUUCCUCUACUUUGUAUAAAUCUUGGUGGGACAAAGUUCAUGGGAACUUUAUUGAAGCUAACUUGCAAUCUUUAGUGAAUGUUGUAGGUUUAAUUAUCGACACUCCUCAAGAACAUGGAAAGGAGGUCCCAAAAGUGGCUAAGCCUCCAAUUUUGACAGCUAAGGUAGUCAUUUCGUACAGAGUCAAGGGACCUCUACCUGCGGAAACUCAGAAAGAGGGACCGCCUGCCCUGACUCAAUCGGCAUUCAAUAAAUAACCAUACCACUACGAGAGUGAUAGUAGUCAUGGAGACCGUUGUUGGAAGAAGGUAAAACCAUCCUUGGCGAAGCAAGGUGAUUCUAACUCCCAUGUGGAGAUUCUUGCUAGUUCAUCGAAAACGCCAUCAGCCAUCGAAAAGCCAAAUGAUGUUUAAAUUCUGGAAGAUCCUCACCAAAGUAAGCCUCAAGAUAGCAGCGAGUCUGUAGCAGGUCCAGACUCAAAAGAGUUACUUUUGUCAUCCAAAGAGGUCAUCUCUAACCCUUGCGGUAAAGUUAAAGCAAAUAUAGAGUCAAAACUUCUCUCGGCAACCAGCGGUGACCGCAUAUUUGAUGGCAAAAAGGUUAUUUCAGAGCUUAAAAGAGAAUUUAUCAUGAAGGCUUGGGCUAGUAUCCGUACCAAACUUGCAGUCCUUACUCUGAAUCGUGCUUCCUUUAUUCAAGAUGACGUCGAAGUUAUACUCAAUGACAUGAGUGGAAUGGGGGCAGAUAUUUCCCUUUUGCAGAUUUUAUUGGGGUCUUUCUUUAGGCUGGCAACUUCUUAUGACCAAGCAUAAUCCACCCUUAUUGAUCAAACCACGACAAUUAAAGAGUCAGAGUCAUAUUUAAAAGCCAAAGAACAUCUUGAGCUUGUAUUAAGCGAGAGAGAUGAGAAAUCUAAAGAAGUUUCUACCGUCUGCAAAUCUCUUGAAAAGCCGAGAAAGAAGGUGAAGAAGUUGAAAGCUCACCGAGAUAUGCCAAACAAGAAGCUACAGAGAUGGAAUCCAAAGUUUCAACUGCUGAAGAAGAGUUUUCCAAGUGUUCUGAUGUCUUCCUCGCAACGAAAAAUGCCUCAAAGGUCGUGGAGAAGAAGAAAUAAGUCUUAGAGGCUGCUUUACAAGAUUUAGUUAAUUAUAAGAUACACUUAGAUUAGCCUUAAGAGGUGUCUUUCUUCAAACCUUCUUGUUGCUUUCUUUUACCCUUUUUUAUUGAGUAGUCGGAUCUAUCAGUUAUAAUGGAAACCUUUUUCUUUA
Molecule: messenger RNA, 3256 nt
Organism: Capsicum annuum
Lineage: Eukaryota; Viridiplantae; Streptophyta; Magnoliopsida; Solanales; Solanaceae
Exons: 3
Coding region: 247-1452 (401 amino acids)
Source: RefSeq, a predicted model, not a curated record